AUGAAGAUCCCAUUCCUCCCAAAGGCUGGCAAUGACGGGGCUGAGUCUCCGCCACUGACUGAUAUAUCGGGGGAUUCGUCUGCUGCGGAUCGCGAGAAGAGAACCUCUUCUUUGGAUGACAGACAUGUACCUUGGGUGACGUGGCGGUCUGUGUUGCUCGGUGCUUUUGUUUCCAUUGGUGGUAUUAUCUUUGGAUAUGAUACUGGUCAGAUUUCAGGAUUCUUGGAGAUGAAGAAUUUCAAGGAGCGGUUUGCUCAGCUUCAGCCGGAUGGAAAUUAUAAGUUCAGUAAUGUUCGAUCGGGAUUGAUUGUUUCCAUGCUCUCUAUCGGUACUUUGAUCGGAGCCCUACUCGCUGGUCCAUUGACAGACUGGAUUGGCCGGAAGUGGUCUAUCUUUUUUUGGUGUAUCAUUCUUCACGUCGGAUUGAUCAUUCAAAUCUCUUCGCCGUCGGGGAAAUGGUAUCAGAUGAUGAUGGGACGGUUCGUUACUGGAUUCGGUGUAGGUGCAUGCUCGCUCUUGGUGCCCAUGUAUCAGGGUGAGAUUGCACCAAGACAUAUCCGAGGUGCCAUGGUGUGUUCCUACCAAUUGUUCGUGACAUUGGGUAUCUUCGUCGCAUACUGCAUCAACUUCGGCACAGAGUCAAUGGACAACUCCGCGUCAUGGAGAAUCCCUCUUGGGAUCACCUUCUUCUGGGGUCUUGUCUUGGGAAUCGGCAUCCUGUUCUUCCCCGAGAGUCCUCGAUUUGAUUACCGUCACGGCCGUACAGACCGAGCAAAGCGAACGAUGUCCAAGCUGUAUGGCGUGCCCGAGGAUCAUAAGGUGAUCGUGCAAGAAGUCAUCGAGAUUCAGGAGCAGCUGGAUGCCGAGAAGGGAUCUCGGGGUGGAUGGCAUGGCUGGAUCGAAAUGUUUCAGGGCCCGCGGAUGAAAUACCGUAUCAUCCUUGGUGUGGUACUUCAGGCACUGCAGCAGUUGACGGGUGCCAAUUACUUCUUCUACUAUGGCACGGUAAUCUUCAACGGGGCCGGCAUCAGUAACACAUAUGUCACACAGAUGAUCCUGGGUGGCGUCAAUUUCGGCACGACCUUUGGUGGCUUGUAUGUGAUCGAGCACUUUGGCCGGCGCAAGUCACUCAUGACAGGCGGCAUCUGGAUGUUCGUCUGUUUCAUGGUCUUUGCUUCUGUGGGCCACUUCUCCCUAGAUGUCCAAAACCCGCCCAACACCCCCGGUGCUGGUAAGGCCAUGGUGGUCUUCGCCUGUCUGUUCAUCACUGGCUUUGCAAUGACCUGGGGACCGAUGGUGUGGGCUAUUGUCGCCGAGUUGUAUCCAUCGCGGUACCGAGCACGGGCGAUGGCCCUGGCGACAGCCUCGAAUUGGCUGUGGAACUUCCUAAUUGGGUUCUUCACGCCGUUUAUCACGGGUGAUAUUGAUUUUGCAUAUGGAUAUGUGUUUGCUGGAUGCCUGUUCUUUGCGGUUAUCAUCGUGUACUUCUUUGUUAUCGAGGGCAAGGGCAAGACCCUCGAAGAGAUGGAUAUGAUGUAUGUCAUGCGAGUGCCGCCAUGGAAGAGCAGCAAGUGGCAGCCCCCACCACCGGAGGAACGGCUUACUACCGAUCAGCUUGUGGAUCGGAAGGUGGCGAAGAAGUACAACAAAGAGGAGGAGAGUGCAGCAAGCAAGAAGCAGGGAGAGGUUCCCGGUCAUGCUCAUGCUGAGAACCCGGUAGAUGAUGCGGGGGCUGGGCCGUCGAAUGCGUAA
Messenger RNA from Penicillium antarcticum, 1752 nucleotides. Its product is annotated as sugar porter family MFS transporter. Bases 1 to 1752 code for a protein of 583 amino acids. Gene Ontology annotation, molecular function: carbohydrate:proton symporter activity. The record is from RefSeq and is a predicted model, not a curated record. Gene Ontology annotation, biological process: carbohydrate transport; transmembrane transport. The transcript is spliced from 4 exons. NCBI's taxonomy places the organism in Eukaryota, Fungi, Ascomycota, Eurotiomycetes, Eurotiales, Aspergillaceae. Gene Ontology annotation, cellular component: plasma membrane.